Vigna radiata var. radiata (mung bean) is the source of this 1412-nucleotide messenger RNA. RefSeq names its product serine/threonine-protein kinase PBL27. Lineage: Eukaryota; Viridiplantae; Streptophyta; Magnoliopsida; Fabales; Fabaceae. Gene Ontology annotation, biological process: protein phosphorylation. The coding region runs from base 118 to 1242 and encodes 374 amino acids. The transcript is spliced from 5 exons. The record is from RefSeq and is a predicted model, not a curated record. Gene Ontology annotation, molecular function: protein kinase activity; ATP binding.
AUUACAUUGCAUUGUAUACUUGGUUUUCAGUUUCUCAGUCUCUUCAAAGUGCGUUAAAGAUAUUCUUGAGAGAUUGAAAGGAAGAAGGUGAGAGAUUUCAGUUUCUUCCAUUUCGAUAUGGGUUGUAUUCUCUCUUGCUUUAAUGGAUUAGCAACCAUGGGGGAAUCUGAUGACGACAGGACACAUUCUACCACAGAUAGAAGAGCAAGAUCAGAGAGUCCAAUUGUCAUUAAACGUGCAAAAGUAUUUUCAUCCAUAGAGCUUGCAGCAGCUACAAAGCAUUUCAGGUCAAGAUUUCUGCUAGGUAGAGGGUGCUCUGAUGGGAGUGUGUACAAAGGUCGACUCAAAAACGGCCAAGAUGUUGCUGUGAAAGUGCUUGAAAAAAAUUCCCAAGAAAAAGACGGAGAGUUUGUCGCGGAGGUUGAGAAGCUGUCUCUCUUGUAUCACCCAAAUCUUGUGACACUGAUUGGUUACUGUUGCGAAUGUGAUCGACGGCUACUUGUUUACGAGUAUAUGCCAUUGGGGUCCUUGGAGAAUCAUUUAUUCGAUCUUCCUCCUCGCAGGGAACCACUUGACUGGCAUACAAGGAUGAAGAUAGCAAGCGGUGUGGCAAAAGGAUUGGAGUAUUUGGAGAAUUGGAGAGACCUUCCUGUGAUGUUUGGAGAGUUCAAAUCAUCGAACAUCCUCCUGGACGAGGGUUAUAAUCCCAAGUUGUAUUAUUUUGCGACCCUUGGUAAUAGCAGUCAUGUUUCAACAGGAAAAUAUGCAGUGACCGGCAACCUAACUCCGGAAUGUAAUGUCUACGGUUUUGGAGUGGUCCUUCUCGAACUCAUUUCGGGGCGGAAAGCCAUUGAUUCCCCUGAAACGUGCAACCUUGUUAAGUGGGCACGACCUAUUUUGAAGGACAAUAAGUUCUAUAGGUUGGUGGAUCCUCUACUUCACGGGAUAUAUCCAGAGGAAUGGGUUAAUCAGGUGAUUGUUAUUGCAGCUAUGUGUUUGCAUGAAAAAGCUGAUAGAAGGCCUACGAUACGGGAAGUGGUUUCUGCUCUAACGUACAUGGAAUCACAGCAUGAUAACAGAACGGGUCGACUCCCAUGCGCAUUCUUCUACCCAUCUGUUGGCAGAAAAGAAACUGGAUUGGAGAAAGAACGGAAGAAAGGGGAUUUUGAGAGAGGCAGUGCCAGUUAUGCUGCAGAUAUUCCAAAGCAAAGAGUUGGGUACAUACAAAUGCUAGAGAUGUGACUAAACAUACCUAUUCAUUUCUUCUGCUACAUUUUGCAAAACUAAAUUUCCAUGUAUAGUAGUUUUAAUGCAGUCAUCUUUUCGAAAGAUAACUUUUGCAUUUAAUCAGAAUUUGUGUUUCAAAACGAAUUUUGUUUUUUUUUUAUUUUAUUUUUUAUUCUUUUCUUAAC